This is a messenger RNA of Drosophila innubila, 1027 nucleotides long. Its product is annotated as carbonic anhydrase 2-like. Gene Ontology annotation, molecular function: zinc ion binding; carbonate dehydratase activity. The coding region runs from base 19 to 978 and encodes 319 amino acids. The transcript has 5 exons. Gene Ontology annotation, cellular component: cytoplasm. Lineage: Eukaryota; Metazoa; Arthropoda; Insecta; Diptera; Drosophilidae. The record is from RefSeq and is a predicted model, not a curated record.
AGUACUAUAGCCGAAAAAAUGAAAAUUUUGAAUCGUCACGGAGUGGGACUAGAGGUGCAGUUUCUACUAUUAUCGGCCAUUAGUUUUAUUUCUUCCCGGGCCGAUCUUCAAUUGUCUGAUGAGUAUCUCAGUGAAAUAAGGGCUGAUGUGGCAGUGGAUAAAGCAGCUGGAGAGUAUAACUAUGACCAACAAGGUGCUGACUGGCCUGGAACAUGUAAUGAGGGCAAAAAACAAUCGCCCAUUGAUUUAAUCAAGAGAGAUGCAAUCGUAAAAUCUAUACCCGAAAUACGUUUCAACAACUACGAUAAAUCACUGCAGACUCCGUUAUUAGUGGUAAACAACGGACAUACAGCGAACAUGGUAUUGCCGGCGAACAGUGGUGGGAAUCGCGCGUCCAUUAGUGGUGGAAUGCUGCCGGGUGUCUUCGAAGCACAAAGCGUGCACUUCCAUUGGGGUUCCCCCAAUACCGCGGGAUCCGAGCAUGCUAUCGACUUUGAGCGUUAUGAUGUAGAGACUCACAUUGUUCACAAAAAUACCAAGUAUUCAAAUUUGACCGUGGGUGAAGCCAGUGAGUACUGGGAUGGACUUGCCGUUUUGGGAGCUAUGCUGAGAGCAUCUCGUGGGUCACCGUUGCAACGGUCUGGGCUCCACAGGAUAUUUAAUGUAUUGCCCGAAAUUAUCCCGUACGAAGCUAAUGCGACAAUUACUGGUCAGCUAACUGUUAGGGAGUUGCUUGGAAAUAUUUCGCCUGCAGAGUUUUUCACUUAUAACGGCUCAUUGACUACACCCAAUUGCGCUGAAUCGGUCACCUGGACGGUGUUUAAGGAUGUUGCGUCCUUCCCACAAGGCCAGAUUAGUAAGCUGUGGAAUUUGCGAGACUCACGGAGACGUGAACUGAUCAACAAUUAUCGCGAGCUUCAGGAUUUAAACAACCGACCUGUCUAUUUUAGGCAACGUCGACAGACCAUUCUAUUUUAGAAGACUUCCAAGACAAUCAAAUCUCGAGAAUGUAUACAAAAAUCAAAAA